AUGUCUUCUUCAAGAUUUGUCUUCUUUGUUUAUCAUCUAGCCCUCGCUUUCCUUCUCCAAAAGGCUUUUGGAUCCCAAAACUGUUCAAACUCCAUUUUCGCUGCCAACAGUCCCUAUGCAGUCAACUUGAAGGACCUCCUUAACGCCCUUUCCGUUCGAACUCCUCGAACAGGGUUCGGCAGAGCUUCCGUCGGCCAACCGCCGGCCCGAGUGCACGGCCUCGCCCUCUGCAGAGGCGACAUGUCGAGCCAAGACUGUAAAUCCUGUGUCGAAGAAGCGGCCGUCGAGAUACAAAAGCGUUGCCCCAACAAACGAGGUGCAAUCAUCUGGUAUUACGAUUGCCUCGUCAAGUAUGAAAACAGAGACUUCUUCGGCGAGAUCGAUACUCAGAACAAGUUCUACAUUCCGAACCCGAACAACGCGAACAAUCCAGCAGCGUUUAAUCGGCAGACCAAAAGAUUGCUGAGUCGACUGACUAACCAAGCUUCUAGAAACAGCACACUGUAUGCCUACGGUGAGUUACAGGAGCAAGGACUGCAGAGAGUUUACGGGAUAGCUCAGUGCACGAGGGAUCUUUCCCCGAGUGACUGUAAGACGUGUCUUGAAGACUUGAUCGGCGAGUAUCUUCCGUUGUGCUGUAAUGGGAGGGAAGGAGGCAGGCUCUACAGUGGCAGUUGUUUAGCUCAAUAUGAAGUAAUUGUGCCCUAUUAA
Messenger RNA from Hibiscus syriacus, 711 nucleotides. Its product is annotated as cysteine-rich repeat secretory protein 38-like. NCBI's taxonomy places the organism in Eukaryota, Viridiplantae, Streptophyta, Magnoliopsida, Malvales, Malvaceae. Bases 1 to 711 code for a protein of 236 amino acids. The record is from RefSeq and is a predicted model, not a curated record. The transcript has a single exon.